GUUGUUUAUAAUUUCUAACUGGUCAAAGUUUAUAAGAAGUAACCUUCAAUUUAAUUAGAAAAUCAAACUGGUAGCUAAAAAUGUUUAGAGUACUGACGAAGCCCGUCAAACGGACAUGGAAACAGUUCGUAGUAGACGGCAGAAGAAGCUGCACUUUGGAAAUAGGCAGCAAAUAUACUUUAAGUAAAGCUUUUAGCGAGAAGGAUGUAAUAGACUUUUCAAAUUUGAGUGAAGAUCGCAAUCCCUUGCAUUUAGAUGCUGAAUUUGCUAAAACUUCCAGAUUUGGUCAACGAAUAGUCCAUGGCGCUUUAACAAGCUCACUUUUAAGCGGUCUAAUGGGUUCAAGAAUCUUUAAACCAGGUGCUAUCUACGUCUCACAACAAGUUCAAUUUACAGCUCCAUUAUUCAUUGAUGAAAACGUUACCGUUGAAGCAACUAUAGCUAAUAUUAAAAAGAAUAGAGUAACGGUAUCCUACAGAUAUGUUACCGACAAUAAUAAGGAAGUAAUGAAAGGAGAAGCGGUCGCUAUCGUUCCAAAAGAGCAGUUGCCUAAAUAA
Dimorphilus gyrociliatus is the source of this 557-nucleotide messenger RNA. Lineage: Eukaryota; Metazoa; Annelida; Polychaeta; Dinophilidae. The record is from the annotation of a GenBank genome assembly.